This is a messenger RNA of Clupea harengus (Atlantic herring), 2046 nucleotides long. It is a transcript of the gene slc2a11l, whose product is annotated as solute carrier family 2 member 11, like. Gene Ontology annotation, biological process: dehydroascorbic acid transport. Gene Ontology annotation, molecular function: D-glucose transmembrane transporter activity. The record is from RefSeq and is a predicted model, not a curated record. Lineage: Eukaryota; Metazoa; Chordata; Actinopteri; Clupeiformes; Clupeidae. Gene Ontology annotation, cellular component: plasma membrane.
AUGACAUGUGCCCUGGGGUUACUGUUGCAGAGUCCUCUACUGACUGCUGCCAUUUUCAUCACUGGUAUUGGUGGGACUUUUCAAUAUGGCUUUCAGAUCUCUGUGUUGAACUCACCAUCCACUUUCAUUAAGGAGCUGGUGAAUCGCACAUGUGCUGAGCGGUACGGCCUUGCCCUGGAGCCAUGGCAACUCUCCCUCAUCUGGUCCUUCAUCGUCUCCAUCUUCUGCAUCGGAGGUCUGCUGGGGUCGCUGUGCGCAGGACGAAUGGUGAAUACGUACGGGAGGAAGAGAUGUCUGCUGCUCAACAACCUGUUGGCCAUAAGUGGGGCCCUCCUGAUGCUGCUCAGUAAAAAAGCUGUUUCGUUUGAGAUGAUCAUGGCAGGAAGAUUUAUUUAUGGGAUUAACGCAGGCAUGAGCCUGACGACCCACACUAUGUACCUUCUCGAGUGCUCCCCAAAGAGGCUACGAGGGAUGUUGGGUGUGACCGUCACCACAUUUGUCUCUUUGGGGAAGUUUUCUGGGCAGCUGCUGGGCAUCAGUGAACUACUGGGUACUGAGGAUCUCUGGCCCUGGCUGCUGGGUUUUAGUGGAUUCACUGGGCUGCUCCAGCUGCUGAUGCUGCCCCUGCUGCCCGAGUCGCCCCGGUACCUGCUGCUGAUGCAGGGAGAUCGCCAGGCCUGCGAGAAUGCUAUAGGGCGCCUGUGGGGGUGUGGUCAGGACCACAGCGCUGAGGUGGAGGACAUGCUGGCGGAGGGCGUUGCCCUGAAAGGGGUUCCCAUCCGGGGGGUGAAGGAGCUCCUGACUGAGCCAUCUGUACGCUGGCAGCUGCUCACCAUCCUCUGCACUGCCACCACACUGCAGCUGUGUGGUAUCAAUGCUGUGUACCUAUACUCAUUUGAUGUGUUUAGUGCUGCAGGGAUCCCAAACCAUCAGUUGCGUUACGUAGCUCUAGGGACCGGCCUGUGUGAAAUUGUCACCUCCAUCACCUGUGUGCUGAUAAUUGAGAACACAGGGAAGAGAGGGCUGCUGAUCCGGGGCUUCUUCGGGAUGACCACCACUCUGGCCCUCCUCACACUCACAUUGUACCUGCAGACCCUCUUGUCCUGGAUGCCCUACUGCAGCAUGGUGCUCGUCUUCAUCUUCAUCUUCUUCUUCUCCAGUGGACCAGCUGGCAUUACAGCGCCCCUCCCUGGUGAAAUCUUCACACAGUCCUUCAAGGCAGCAGCGUUCACCGUGGCCACCACUAUAAACUGGACAGGCCUGUUUCUCAUAGGCAUGCUAUUCCCCCUCAUAGUGGAGCACUUGGACUACUUCUGCUUCCUCAUCUUCCUUGUCUUCUGUUUGAGCACGGCACUGUUUGUGUGGUACACCGUUCCUGAGACGAAGAACCGCACGGUUCUAGAGAUCGCUGCAGAGUAUCAGAGGAUGCACAGCAAAAACAAGCCAACCGUGGAGGAUAAAGACACCCCCGCAGCGAAGAUCAAAAACGAACAACUUAAGCUCAACAAAACUGGGCUUAGCAUCGCCACCAGACUCUGAUAUAUCUGAUGUUGAAUCCUUAGAUAUACACUUAUUACUACAGUACACAAUAUUUAAGCAGAAUGCACCUGCAACAUGACAAUUUAACAUGAACAGGUGUAUACAUGGUGUAUACAUGGUAUUUUACACAGUCAUUUUCCAAAUACUGCUAGUAAAGUAUACUAUAUCAUAAGGAUAUAAAAUACAUUUAAAUCAAAAUUCACUGAAUUCCAUGAAUGUAAGUAAGAGUCUUUGAGUGUUCCCAUGAUGCUCUGCAGCAGAAUACUAGUGGUAGAACUGUUAGAGUGAUCUAAACUGCAAUAAUGUGUUUCCCUUUGCGCUGAUGUGUGUGUGUGUGGAAUGUUAGCUUGUUUGUUUUAAUUGUUAUGGUGCAAUGCCACUGUCAAUUCCUGUAUUAGUUCAUGUUAAAGCUAAAAUUAGUGCAUCGUUAGUGUGUGCCAUGUCAAAGUAAGACCUGCCUUCCAUUUGCUUUCUGUGUGUGUGUCAAGUAGCCAAUAAAAAGGCAUU